UGCUUGCACCUUCUUGCAUGACGUGCACCCCUGGGCGCAGCGGGCGAAUGGUCUGGCCCGUUGGUAGCCGACACCCCUUGGGCACGGCAGCUGCUCCAGCUGCUCCUGGUCGGGUUGAGCUUCUGAGCUCUGAGCCGUGGCUGCCCCGGCGGUGGGCGAGCUGAGGGUAUCUCAGGGCCACCCGCAAGGGGCCGACGGGGAGCCGCCAGCCGUGGGUAGGGAGUGUGGGCCACCAAGGGACCGGUCACUGGAGCCACCCGGCGAGGUGCCAAAGCUGUUUUAAAGUGAUUGGCAGAGAUUUGGGAAGAAGAGCUGGGGGCAGUUCUCUGAAGCUGAUGUUUGGACUGUUGUGAUUUCUGGUAGCUUCCUAGCCCAAAACUUGUGUCGUGAAAUCUGAGACUUUGACCCAGAUACUAUGAUAGGAACUUCCUGUGAUUUGGGGCAUAUCCUGCUUAGAUGAACGUGGGAUUUUCAGAUUUACUGAGAACUUGGUACUGUACACACGUUUCUUGCUCAUUUGGCAAAGGUGACCAUGCCGUCUCUGCCUCAAGAAGGGGUUAUUCAGGGAUCCUCUGCCCUGGAGCUGAAUACAGAGUUACCUUAUCAAUGCACAAUGAAAAGGAAAGUCAGAAAAAAGAAAAAGAAGGGAGUCAUUACCGCGAAUGUUGCUGGGACAAAGUUUGAAAUUGUUCGUUUAGUGAUAGAUGAAAUGGGAUUUAUGAAAACUCCAGAUGAGGAUGAAACAAGUAACCUUAUAUGGUGUGAUGCUGCCGUUCAGCAGGAGAAGAUUACAGAGCUACAGAACUACCAGAGGAUCAACCAUUUUCCAGGAAUGGGGGAGAUCUGUAGGAAGGAUUUCUUAGCAAGAAAUAUGACCAAAAUGAUCAAGUCUCGCCCUCUGGAUUAUACUUUUGUUCCUCGAACGUGGAUUUUCCCUUCUGAAUAUACUCAGUUCCAAAACUAUGUGAAAGAAUUGAAGAAAAAAAGGAAGCAGAAAACUUUUAUAAUAAAACCAGCUAAUGGUGCAAUGGGUCAUGGGAUUUCAUUGAUAAGAAAUGGGGAUAAAAUUCCAUCUCAGGAUCAUUUGAUAGUUCAAGAAUACAUUGAAAAGCCUUUCCUAAUGGAAGGCUACAAGUUUGAUUUACGGAUUUAUAUUUUGGUUACAUCCUGUGAUCCAUUAAAGAUAUUUCUCUACCAUGAUGGGCUUGUGCGAAUGGGGACAGAGAAGUACAUCCCACCAAAUGAGUCCAACUUGACCCAGUUAUACAUGCAUCUGACCAACUACUCUGUGAACAAACAUAACGAGCGGUUCGAACGCAACGAAACCGAAGACAAAGGCAGCAAACGUUCAAUCAAGUGGUUUACAGAAUUCCUACAGGCCAAUCAACAUGAUGUUUCUAAAUUCUGGAAUGAUAUUUCAGAAUUGGUGGUAAAGACGCUGAUUGUAGCAGAACCUCAUGUCUUGCAUGCAUAUCGGAUGUGCAGACCUGGUCAGCCCCCAGGAAGCCAAAGCGUCUGCUUCGAAGUCCUGGGAUUCGACAUCUUGUUGGAUAGAAAGCUGAAGCCAUGGCUUCUGGAGAUUAAUCGAGCCCCAAGCUUUGGAACUGAUCAGAAAAUAGAUUAUGAUGUGAAAAGGGGAGUUCUGCUAAAUGCGCUGAAGCUACUGAACAUCAGGACCAGUGAUAAAAGGAAAAAUUUGGCCAAACAAAAAGCCGAAGCUCAAAGGAGGCUGUAUGGUCAUAAUCCAAUAAAGAAGAUUUCACCAGGCUCCUCCGACUGGGAACAGCAGAGGCAUCAGCUGGAGAGGCGGAAAGAAGAGUUGAAAGAGAGACUCGUUCAAGUACGAAAGCAGGUUUCGCGAGAAGAACAUGAAAACCGACACAUGGGGAAUUACAGGAGAAUUUAUCCUCCUGAAGAUAAAACACUGCUCGAAAAGUACGAGAGUUUGCUGGCUGUUGCAUUCCAGACAUUCCUUUCAGGAAGAGCAGCUUCGUUCCAGCGAGAACUGAACAAUCCUCUGAAAAAGAUGAAGGAGGAAGAUAUUUUGGAUCUCCUGGAACAAUGUGAAAUCGACGAUGAAAAGUUGAUGGGGAAAACUACCAGGAUUCGAGGACCAAAGCCCCUGUGUUGCAUGCCUGAGUAUGUGGAGGUGAUGAAGAAGCAGAAUUACAACAGCAGCGAGAGCAGCUGUGGCAGCAGCAGCAGUUCCGAAUCGGAUGAGGAUGAGAAAGAACUGUGUCAGAAGAGACGAGAGCCAGCCCCGUAUAACCUUAAGCACACCAGUCACUGCAAACUAAUUCAACAAUCCAAUUCCAUGAGGCGUUCGGUCAGCUGCCCUCGGUCCAUCUCUGCUCACUUACCUUCCAGUGGGGAUGCGCGCCCCUUUUCUUCUCAACAAGUGAUACCAUUAGCACGGCCAACUUCAGCAUCUCGGUCACAUUCCUUAAACCGUGCUUCCCCCUACAUGAGACACCUGCCUAACAGUAAUGAUGCCAGCUCUACCAACUCUGUGGUGAAUGAGUCUUUGCGGCAAUUGAAAACAAAAGAACAGGAAGAUGACCUCACAAGUCAGACCUUGUUUGUUCUCAAGGACAUGAGGAUCCGCUUUCCAGGGAAGUCAGAUGCAGAGUCAGAGCUUCUGAUAGAAGAUAUCAUGGAUAACUGGAAGCAUUAUAAAACAAAAGUUGCUUCAUAUUGGCUCAUAAAAUUGGACUCCACAAAACAACGGAAAGUUUUAGACAUAGUAAAAUCCAGUGUCCGUACAGUUCUUCCAAGGAUCUGGAGGGUCCCCGAUGCUGAAGAAGUGGCUUUAUACCGGAUUUUCAACCGGGUGUUUAAUCGCUUACUCUGGAGUCAUGGCCAAGGUCUAUGGAGUUGUUUCUGUGAUUCAGGGACUUCAUGGGAGAGCAUCUUCAGUAAGAGCUCAGAGGUGGUGACUCCGCUGCAGCUGCAGUGUUGCCAGCGCCUGGUGGAGCUUUGCAAGCAGUGCCUGCUGAUAGUUUACAGGUACACAACUGAAACGCGGGGGCCUCUCACAGGCAUUGGUCCCGACUGGGGUAACUCCAGGCAUUUGCUACCAGGGAGUACCCAAUUCCUCAUGAGAUCAUCACUGUACAACAUGAAAUAUAAUUCACCCGGAAUGACUCGCUCCAAUGUUUUGUUUACAUCCCGAUAUGGCCAUUUGUGAGACUGAGUAGAAGACUGCCAUGGGCUAUAUAUAAUAACAAUUCAUUUAUUUUCUCCAGCUGAACCUUAAGGACGUGGCCCUUAUGUGCUGUUUUAUGUAUAUAUGUCAUAGAAGUGUGUGGAAUACAUACACAUAUGCACUCAAGUAACAUAUAAAUAUAUAUUUAUUAUAUGUAAGAAGAAUUAGCAGAAAACUGAAUAUAAGGUUUAACCUUUCUGGAAAUGUAAUAAACCAUAUUAAAGUUGUUUACACAAAUAUGCAAAUGUGUAGAAUUUGCUAGGUUUAUAAUUAAUUACUUCCUAAUAGAAAUGUUAUUUUUGCUGCAGAGUAUAUAAAGCAGAAUCGAUCUUGAAGAGCCCAUCACAGUGUUAAAUUAUUUUCUAGAUAACACAGCUUUGACUUCAGAAAGCACUGAUAGUAUCUUAUUACUUCUCUUCCUCACAGUAGCUAUUUAACAGCAAAACACAAAAGACGUAGAAUCUUGGGGUUGGCUCAAUGAUAGGAUUAGGAUAAAACAGGCUUAUUGUUAGUAUAGCACACCAUAAAGUACAUAUCCCAGCCUGACUCUCCAACAUUUUAUUCCCCUAUAGGGAAAUUUAGCUACUUGUUCUAGUGUGUAUUUCAAUAAAGAUCUGAUAAGAUUAUGGUGUGAUCUAAAAUGGGAGACAACCCAAGGAGUUAAGAAGAAAAUGCAAACUUGCUUUAAUUUGAUUUUCUAUGGUGAGCUACCUAAAGAAAUGAGAUGAUGUCACAUAAAGAAACAAGAUGGUGGCAGUGACAGAGAGAUUGCUGUGUGACUUUUGUCUCAUAGACUCAUUUUUCUUUGGAAAGUGUAUCAUUGAUAGGUUUAAGUCUCUUAAUGUUGACACCAAUUUACCUUGCAAAGUCUAAUGACCAUAGUUUCUCAUUUCACCUCAGAAAAUAAUCUAAAGACUCUUAAGAGAAGUCUACAUUGAGCACAUGUCACUAUUCAUUGAGGGGGUCUUUUGUUCAAAGUUCAGUAUGGCAUUGUCUUUCUGUUCAAAGGUAUCAUGCAUGUGUUUCAGAGCAGCAUACUCCCAUGCUCCCUUUUCUUGUCUGCAGUUUCAAAACUAAUGUGUGUGCUUUCAGUUUCCAUACAAAUACAGACAGCACACUCACAGAUUUUUGAAUUCAGUAAGUAUAAUAUUUGCUCAAACUUCCUUCUAGUGGUUUUACUCACAGAUGCUAAAUAUUUGCAAAACUCAAGAAUGUUUCCCACCUUUUCAUAUCCUAAAAUCCACUUCCAGUAAAUGGGGAAAUGACUCCAAAGCAGCAGAAGUGAGAGCCCAUGUGUCCCAGGUUCAUUCAAAGUUGGGUUGAUAGUCACCCAAAGUUGUAAGUGUUUUGUGUUUCAAACCACCCAUUUUGGAAAGUUGUUUUUUUUUUUUUAUACACAAAUUACUACUGGCUGCUUUACUUCUUUACGGCUGCCUCCCCACACACAUCCCACUUCUUACUGGGUACAUCCCAUGUUAAUUUUAUCUUGUGUUUUUGAAGGAGAACAAAGCCUCCAAAUGAAGAAAGUGAGUGUGGUAUUUAGGAGUCCAUAUUGUGAAUUUUUCAAUAUGUUACAGAGUUCUUAAAAUAAGUGAUGCAAAUAUUGGAACAUUUCAGAAUCUUUAUGGGAUUAAUCAACAAAUCAGUCCUCUUUAUGGUUUAUUUGUAGUCAUUUUUGUUUUCAAUUCAUGUUUUAAAAAUCAUGGAGAAUUAAAAGAACACAAAAGUCAUGGAGCUAUGUUUUAAAGUGAUUGGUAAGUGAUACCAACCCAGUUUCUUGGUAAUUCACUUUGUUUAUCUUAAAUCACAUGAUCAUUUAAUUAGCUAGAGUGUAUGCUUUGAAACUUACAUCUUUUACAAGAAAGGAAUUUUUAUUUAAAACAAAAAAAAGAAAUGGGACUGUCCAGCAUUAGGAAUUUUCACUUUAGAAACACACAUCCAUUAAAAACUAAGAGUACAUUUAAAUACAUAAUGCUGCCAAGUAUUAGGUAAACAAAUAUCAUUUCCCUAGCUACUCAAGCAAGGCCUUGUUUCAAGCACUAGAAUUUCAUUGCCUACAUUUUCCUGUUUCAACUAGUUGCAUAUGAUAAAGUUGUGCGGAAAGCCAUGCGCUCAUUAUUUAUGUGCAUUACCUGGUGUGCUGUGGACUGUGGUUGUCAUAGCACCAUUCCCUAAUGAGCAGCUUUGAGAAGACAUAAUAAUGAGUCAUGGAGGUCUCAGGAGGCCAUAGACAGGUAUUAGAGGAAUAAAAUAUUCCUUAGUUUUUGUUAUCAAUUUCUUAUGCAUAUGGUUAAGCAUGUCUGCGUAAGAGACAGUGUAAAUCUCUCUUCCAUAGGAGAAAAGGAAAACCUCAGAAACUAAUCUCAUCAGGGUUUUUUUUUUUUUUUUUUUUUAGAAUGGAUUUUAGUUUACUUACAAGGGUAUAGGAUAGGUAUAGACAGGCAGCCCUAGUAGUUUGGUUCAUCUCAAGGUUGGAAUACUUCCCUAAACUGUCAGCUAUGAAUAUUUUCCAAAUUGUCCAAGUAGUAACUUGUUUGUUUGAUAUCAUCACCUACAAACAUCAUCGAAAGUCACAAUUUAGUUUUCGCUUGAGUAAGCCAGCCUUGUGGGUUUGAGUAUAUUAAAAAACCCCAUUGCAAUUCAUUUUACUUUGCAUGAAUUUUAUUUUGUUAUAUUUCACUUAUCUUUAAUAUAGGAACAUAAAGUUUUAUAUGGAGCACAGAGUUAAGCAACUCUGCUGUCUGUAAGGAUUUGCCUAAUAGACCAAAUCCCCUAAAGUUUCCAUGACUCCUCAUCUCUAAAGUUCAAGCCAAACCAAGCCCACAGCCCUUUAUUUUACCUAAUGUUUAUGUAUGCACAGAAACUAAGUGGCUCCUCGACUUCAAGAAAAUGAUUUAAUUCAAAUUGUCUCUUUAGCUUGGAAAAUAGAUGAAUAUGGGAUUAUGCUGAUUUGAAAUUUCAGAUAUUUGAAUAUAAAUUCAAUGCUUUCUUCAACAUGUCAAUCUCAUUCUGUGUAAACAUUAUCUUAAAACUUAAACAUAUGCAAUACACAUUAUUCAAAAUAACAAAAAGAUAGCUGCAUGCAUACAUGCCAUUAUUUAAUCUUCUACAAAGCACUGAUUCAUUCUUAAAUAUAUAUUCUUUUAAAAAUAGUAAAUACCUCAAGAGCAACAGAAAGUCCCUUCCUUUUUUAUUUAGCAAUGCUAAUUUACAUUUUAGCAUCUCAUGCACUUGGUUCAAAGCACUAACCAACCAUAAAAAUAUAACUGUACAAUUGUGUUACUGUGACGUGGUGAUUUGGGGGCAUUUGCUUUUCUCUUGAAAUUGAGAGCUUCAGGUGUAAAGGGCCAUGAUAUCUACAUAUUGAUCAUUAGGUAUUUAAUUGUUUUCCAUUAAUGUUGGCUUGUGAAUAAACGAAAACCGUAGAAAUAUAUUCAUAAAGAAAACUUGAUUAUGCACACUGCUUUCUCUCAAACCUAUUUUUCUUCUUUAAAUUCUCUUUGAAGCUUAGCUGUGCAUAGACAAAGUAAAGAAAAAGAGAUAUUGCCUUUUAAACAUUGCUCUUCCUUGAAUUCCUAUAGUGGUGUGAUUUUACCUGAGCAACAAUAAAACUUCAAUGAAAUACUGGGUCAAGUUCAGUAUGCUGAGAACUUUAGGGACAAGGUUGAGGUCUGAAUCCCUAAAACACAUGAAAUAUGUGAAUCUCUGUGAAGUGAGAUACACUUUAACGUCUUACAACAGAAAUUGAUACUUGAAAUGGUACACACUGAGAUUCUGUCUAUUUUUGAGGGUCUGUCAUGAGGUGGUGCCUGUUGUAUUGGAAGAAAUUUACUCAGGUAGACAUUGUGAUGCUGAGGGUGUAUCAUCUAGGAAGAACUGUAUAAUGCUUCUCCUUUAUCACCACCUGUGAACUCGAAAGCUCUUGCCUUGACAAACACAUCACUCAGCAGACUAAUGAGUCUUAAUUAGCAAGAAGACUUGCCUGUGAAAAGUGGUCAGAUGCUUAUUCUAUUCUAUCAAAGGCUAGCAGCCAUUCUGGCACUCGAGUUCAUGUAACAACUACUGUACACACGACAGCAUCAGAAUUUUAAUGGACUUGCAGAGGAGUCUGAAUUCGAGGGUGAGAAAAUACAUUUGCUAACACGAAUCAUGGAUCAAAUUAUCUCUGUGUGUUUUACUUCCUGUAUAUGAAUAUAAAUGAUACAGAAGAUGCUCCUGAAAUGUCAACAUACUGCCCAUGGCAUGCCCUAGCAUGUGACACCUGUAUGAUGAAAUUACUUCAAUUACUCAGAUAUGUCACUAUAAUAAAAAUGUCAACACAAGAGUCCUA
This is a messenger RNA of Onychomys torridus (southern grasshopper mouse), 7535 nucleotides long. RefSeq names its product tubulin tyrosine ligase like 7 (gene Ttll7). Gene Ontology annotation, cellular component: cilium. The coding region runs from base 533 to 3187 and encodes 884 amino acids. The transcript has 22 exons. Gene Ontology annotation, molecular function: tubulin binding; tubulin-glutamic acid ligase activity. NCBI's taxonomy places the organism in Eukaryota, Metazoa, Chordata, Mammalia, Rodentia, Cricetidae. The record is from RefSeq and is a predicted model, not a curated record. Gene Ontology annotation, biological process: protein polyglutamylation; microtubule cytoskeleton organization.